AUCGAUGUUCUGCAAGGAGCAAUGUCCUUGCUAUGAAGACAGACGAUAGGGAUGAGGAUGGCAGACUGACCAACCUUGCAGGAUAUCCGAGACGUCGAGAGUGGGGUGGGCGUGGCCACUGCUUGGCUAUAUAAAGCGAUCGCCGUCGACGUCACGCAUCAGCCUCGUAUCCCUCACCAUGAAGGUAAAGAGUAGAAAGAUAUUUUUUUUCUUGUCUCUGUUUUGUAUUACUUUUAUUUCAGUGAAUGUUCUUAUCUUUAACCUCUUGCAGCUGGCACUGACGAUAUUACUGUGUGUGGGCGCUGCCGUGAAGGUGGCGGCGCAGGAUGGCUCCUAUGUGCUGGAUUCACGAGGCGUGGAGGUGGAGCAGGGACUCCAGCCUUCCCCAGAACUCUUCCAGAACCACCAGGCCUUCUCCCAAGCCUUCAAAGAACGCUCUGAAGAGAUGGCCCUGCAAUACAGUCUUGGCCAAGUCGAAUACAAUGAUCCUAACCCGGAGUAUGCUUGGGCUUACGAGGUCGACGCCAAAUCGACCGGGGACAUGAAGUCUGCCCGAGAGGAACGUCGAGGUGACGUGGUCGUGGGUCAGUACUCGGUCAUGGACCCCGACGGGUCUCUGCGCGUGGUCGACUACACGGUGGCUCCCGGCACAGGCUUCCAGGCCACCGUCCGCAAGGAGUACACGGGAGAGGCUUUCCAGGGUCAGGAGCAGAGACUGCAGGCUCAGGCCAAGCAGUACAGUGCUAUCCAACAGGGAAGCAACUACCAACAGAAUCGCAACCAGUACCAACAGAACCGUGGCCUGUACUCCCAGAACAACAAUGAGUACCAACAGAACCGUGGCCAGUACUCACAGAACAACAAUGAGUACCAACAGAAACGUGGCCAGUACUCACAGAACCGCAACCAAUACCAGGAAAACCGUGGCCAGUACUCCCAGAACUACAAUGAAAACCAACAGAACCGUAACCAGUACCAGUACUCACAAAAUCGCAACCAGAACCUGGAAAACAGGAGACAGUAUUCUCAGAACCGCAAUCAGUAUCAACAAAACCGCAAUCAGUACUCCCAGUACAGCAACGAGUACCAACAGAACCGCUAUCAGAACCAGCAGAACAACGAGUACCAGCUAAACCCCAUUCAGUAUUCUCAGAACCUCAACGAGUACCAACAGGACCGCAGUCCGUACCAAUUUUCAGAGAACCGUAAUCGGUAUCAGUAUAACCACAAUCAGUACCCCCAGAAAUUUGAUGACUACCAAUCCUACCAAAAUGGCAAUCAGUACCAGCAAAAUGGCGACCAGUUUUACCAGAACCGCAACCAAUACCAACAGAACCACAAGCAGUACCAACAGAACCGCAACCAAUACCAGCAGAACCGCAAUGAAUACCAGCAGAACCGCGACCAGUCCUACCAGAACCGCAACCAGUACCAACAGAACAGCAACCAGUACCAACAGAACCGCAACCAGUACCAACAGAACAGCAACCAGUACCAGCAGAACCGCAACCAGUACCAACAGGACUUUGACCAAAGCCUUUCCAGCCGCAACAACGUCAGGUACAACUUCCAGCGUAAUGGAACCAACCGCUUCAAUCAGAACCUGAACCAACCUUCGCCCAGCCUCUACAGCCAGAACCAGAACUACCUUCUGGCCCGCUAUGGAUCCGGUUCUCAGAACCAGUACAGCAACCAGUACAACAACCGCGUCUACAGCCAGUACAACAACCAACAGAACCAAGGUUACUCUCCCGUCAGCGUGGUUCUCGCACCCUCAAGGAAUUAAAACUCAGAACUGCUGUGGCCAGGGAUCUCUCCUCAUCACAGAUUCAAAGG
Molecule: messenger RNA, 1836 nt
Organism: Penaeus chinensis
Lineage: Eukaryota; Metazoa; Arthropoda; Malacostraca; Decapoda; Penaeidae
Product: GATA zinc finger domain-containing protein 14-like
Exons: 2
Coding region: 179-1786 (535 amino acids)
Cellular component (GO): extracellular matrix
Source: RefSeq, a predicted model, not a curated record